CGAACCAGUAGUAGUAGGACUUUCAUUCCGAUUACAAAAAGACGAUGGAAGUCCUGGCGGCGCCACUGGAACAAAGCGAAAUUGAUGAGUUGCUCUCGUACUUUCCAGACUUCAAGGGGAGUCUGCCAGAGGAGGCCCGUUAUUGGAAAAAGUCGGAUCUGGAACUUUUUCUCGGGAGCAAUGGACAGCUCAAGCCCAAGGAGAAGAGAGGCGCAGCCAGCUGCCCCUUCCUGUCCCGCGCGCGGCAACGCUUGGCCGAGCUGAAGAUUGGAGAGGCCUCGGCGGAGUAUCUCUCGUGGUGUCGCGUAGCCAAUGAGAAAGCCCUUCGCUCCGCCGGCAGCGCCUGUGCGGCCUGUGCGGCUAGUAGCUGUACACCGGUUGAAACUGCCAAAGAAGCGCCGGCAGUUCCAAGAGUUCCUGUGGUGGUGCCUUGUCCACCGGAUUGGUGUGGUCGCUCCUGGACGAUGGAGUUUUGGAAGACUCAUAGCAAGGGCUUGUGGUGGACAUGCCGAACUCGAUCCCCGGCUUUUGAACAUGAUCGCAGAGCAAGUGAUGUGGUGGAUGUCGAGGGUUCUCCAAGUGAAUAUGUGGAUUAUGCAAUGCUUCUUCAAGAAAAGGAUCCAGAUUGUCUGGAAGAAAAUGCUCUGGCCUUUCCCAGACUAGUGAUGGAUGGUUGGUGCCCAUUUGUAAGCACCGAAGGCCGUGCCCUUCUGGAGCGACACUGGCGUGAACUCACACCCAAGGGUGUCAAGGACUUGUCCUUCAAGUGGAUGAGAGCUUUCACAGCAGUGUUCAGUCUGGACUUCAUUGACUACCUUGCGCGCUUCUACAAGAUUUCCCUGGGUGCACCAGGAUGUAUCAGUCGAUUGCACGUGACCAACAACGGGGCCCACACCUGGUAUACCCAGAUUCAGGGCAGACGACUGUUCAUCCUCUUUUCUCCACAGCAAACAGAACACCUGGCCGAGGAGGAAGGAGGCGCCGUGGACCAUCUGGAAGGUUACGCAGCCUCUGCAAGCUCGGUCGACAUCUUCUUCCCCAAUCCCAAGAGGCACUCGAGCUUCAGCAAUGCAAAAGCACAGGCAGUGAUUCUUCAGCCCGGUGAGACCCUCGUAGUUCCGAGUGGCUGGUGGCACUAUGCAGUGCACCUUGACGCGUCUGUUACGUUGCACCACCCCUUCUGGGGUUUGCAGAACCGUGCGCGCAUCUCUGAUGAGCUGCGGGAGGCUUUCAUUGCAAGCAAGAUGCCAGUGGAGUUUCGGGAGAUGGCGGCCAGGAAUAUCGCGCAGAUCCAUGAGCAGAUCAUGGAGGAUGAUGACGAUGAUUCCGAUGCUGAGUAAGGUGAAAA
Messenger RNA from Durusdinium trenchii, 1348 nucleotides. Lineage: Eukaryota; Dinophyceae; Suessiales; Symbiodiniaceae. The record is from the annotation of a GenBank genome assembly.